Caenorhabditis briggsae is the source of this 2031-nucleotide messenger RNA. NCBI's taxonomy places the organism in Eukaryota, Metazoa, Nematoda, Chromadorea, Rhabditida, Rhabditidae. The transcript is spliced from 7 exons. The coding region runs from base 1 to 2031 and encodes 676 amino acids. Gene Ontology annotation, molecular function: acyltransferase activity, transferring groups other than amino-acyl groups. The record is from RefSeq and is a predicted model, not a curated record.
AUGCAUCUUGGGAUAUACCUCUUGCUCUUAUCACCGGUUCUUGUCUCGGCCGGUCUAGAGGAGUACGAUGAGCCGUUCAUUUUACAAUUUAUCAAUAGAUCACAGACUCUUGAUCUUAGUCCCAAAUGCAAACAGAGUUUAGCAUUGGUGUACGACUAUUUGAACGAUAUCGAAACUCUGACCGACCAAAAAAUCUGCUACUUUGAAUCAUUUGCAACCGGUCCAAACGAUUUGUUCCUCUCGAGAGAUCAAGAUCGUUGGGUCUACAAAGGUUAUGAAUGUCUUUUAUCUGCUGGAGAAACUGUCUACUCAAAAUCUGAGCAUCCGAUGCAUUAUUGCUAUACUCAUGAUGAUGAUAAAGAUAAGCGAGUUCCAGCAUUCUCAGUGUGUAUCCCAUCUCCAUGUGCUGAUGAAAAUCAAAAACUUCUGGAAGAAUGGAGAAGAAUAACACAUCCAGAAGCCACUGAACCCAUUACUUUCACCGCUUGUACACGAUCGAGACACGAGAAACAGUGGUUCGAACUUCCAGUCCCAAUUGCUGAUUUUGGAUUUAAUAUGGGAUUGGUUAUGCUCGUUGUGAUGGCAACAAUCUUCCAUAACAUGAGAGGAGAUGACGCGAAAACCUGGUCCGCCAGAAUCCUUCUUGCUUUUUCUGCAAAGACAAAUUUCAAAAAGCUAGUUGCUCUUCCAAAAGAUCCACAGAGCUGUAUCACUUGUCUUCUGGGACUUCGAUUCGGUUCAAUGGUCUGGACGCUGAUCGGACAUUCAUUCAUUUUCGUUCAAGCUUAUAUGGAGAAUGUUGAAGAUUUCAAAUCGUCAAUGGUCGAUAAUUUCUUGAAUCAAUGGAUUACCAAUUUUACACUUUCUGUUGAUGUUUUCCUUACUCUUGGAGGAACUGUCCUUUCAUACAGUUGGUUCAGAAAAUGGCUGAAAAACACUUCAGAAGAAGAGCCAACAUGGACUUCAUGGGGAUACUGGCUCCGAUUCUAUCGUCACAGAGUUGUCCGUCUUUACCCUGCCUAUCUCUACACUCUUCUAGCAGUUACCCUCCGUAUUUCUGUGACCCACUUCCAUCCAAUGUGGCCUCCAACUGAUCCAGCCAUUCAAUGUCCAAAGUACUGGUGGCAAAAUGUUUUGUUUGUUAACAGUAUUUUGGAUAAUCAGUGUAUGCCAUGGACUUGGUACAUUGGAACCGAGUUCAUUUACUACUUACUGUCUCCAAUCUUCCUUCUCUCAUUGAGAAAAGCUCCAAAACUUGGAUUCAUUCUUUGCUUUGUGGUUAUCAUGUUCUCAGCUGGUUUGAACGUGGAAUCAAUUGUUCGUAAUAACUUCCCACCAACCCAAUUUCUCUGGAAACAACCAGAAAUUUUCAAUCCAAACUUCAUUCAACAUCACUUGGAACUUUACAUCAAGCCACAAUACAGAAUUGGUCCAUACCUCAUUGGAAUUCUUCUCGGAUACCAAUUGGCUAGAUACCAAAGAAUUCCAGUCAAGCCACAACAAAGCAACAGAUAUAUUAUCACCAUGUGGUCCGUGGCUUUGAUUGGAAUCUUCUUCGGCCUCUACGGUCUGUAUCCAGCCCUUCAAGGAUGGGAUUCGAUUGCCUGGAGAGCCUAUCACUUGCUUUACGGAGCACUUCAUCGUAACAUUUUCUCAAUUGGUGUCGCUUUCUUGAUCUAUAUCUGUCAUACUGGAAUUGGGGGUCCAGUCAACGUCUUCCUCUCUUCCAAUUUCUUCCUGCCAUUGGCCAACUUGAGUUUCUCGGCCUACCUCUUCCAUAUGAUCCCUGUUGUUUUGACCUACAUGCUGGUUCCAUUCCCAAUCUACUUCAAUACUCAAAUUCCUCUCUUCAUCCAUUGCUUCGUUCAACUUCUCAUCACUUACGUCUUCGCCAUCAUUUGCACAAUGGUCAGUGAGCUUCCAGCUCUGAAUAUUGAAAGGCUACUGUUGUCUUCUCCACCAAAAACCACUCUGAAACCCAUUCCACAAACGGAUUCUGAACUUCAAUUGAAGACAUCUGAGAAGGCGUAA